Molecule: messenger RNA, 2358 nt
Organism: Podarcis lilfordi (Lilford's wall lizard)
Lineage: Eukaryota; Metazoa; Chordata; Lepidosauria; Squamata; Lacertidae
Source: the annotation of a GenBank genome assembly
AUGGAGGGAGAAAUAGCAACACUCCAGGAUCAAAUGAAGUUGCUAUUCCAGCAGAAGCAGCAGCAAAUGGAAGACCAGCAACAAAUGCUGAGGCAGCUUAAAAACAGUCUUGAAGAGAAAAUGGAUGCCUCUUAUCAGGGUAUCAAAGACUUCAUGGAUAAACAGCUGCAAGAGGUGAAAAGUGACCUAGAAGCCCAGGUAGUGGACUCCAGGAGGAGAAUUGAGGAAGUAGAUGACAAACUGAUCAACCUGGACUAUAAGGCGUUUAAGGCAAUAUCCAGAACCCAAAAUGCUUUGGCUGACUUGGAAGUAGCCAACAGAUAUGAAAAUGAAGAUAUUUAUAAAGGAUUACAGGCACUGGAAAUGAAACUGCAAAUUGUGAAGGAAGAGUGCCAACACACCCGUGGUGCAAGUGGCUUGGUGAGAAACCAGCAACCAGCAACUGUGCGCAAGAAGACCCCCCCUAAGGGGCAGGCAGGUGUAGCUGAUGAAUUCAAGAAGCUCUCUCUGUAUGAUGGCAAGACUCCUUUGGAAGCUUAUCUUUCAGAGUUUGAAACAAUCUCCCAAGUAAAUGGCUGGGAUGAAAAACAAAGGGGGGAAUUGCUAGCAGCCAGUCUUAGUGGGUCAGCUCAGGAAAUCCUGCAGCAUCUCCCAUCAGAGAAAAGGCAGAGCUAUCCUGAUCUGGUGAAAGCCUUAAGUCGGCGAUUUAGACCAGGGCACCGUGCUGAGCUAGCCAGGGCCCAUUUCAGGAGUAACAGGAAGAAGAAACUAGUGAUCCCUCCAGACUUUGCUGAGGACUUGAAGACUCUUGCAGAAAUAGCAUACCAGGAGGGCAAAAAGGAAACAGAAGAUGCACUGGCAAAGGAAAGGCAGAGUGAUAUGGAGGGCAGCUGGAAGGUGCCGCGCCCAAAGAACCUGCAGAAAUCCAUAGAAUUCACCAAAGAGAUAGAAACAUUUCUUGCCGAGACCAGAAAAGGAAGAGGAGAAGCUUUCUUGCAGGAAGUCUUGGGGGGUAAGUACACAUCCUUUUCUACUGCAAAUGGGAAUGUGGGACAGCCUGACUGUGCAGCUAAUGUUUUAGAUUGGUUAGAGGAGUUCCUAAACUUGGUUGAAAAACCCAGGUAAUUGGUAAUGGCAAAGGGUUGAGGGAUAAUGUGCCAUUGAGGUGCUGGCACUGUAACAAAAUUGGCCGCAAAAAGAGAAUUGCUAUCUUGCCAAGGGAAGUCAUGCGAGAGGUUCACAAGUGCCAAAAGAUUAUGAAUGAACCGGUGUUGGAAAAUGGGGUGCCAGCAAGCCGAAUGGGCAAAGCUUGGAGGGAAUAAAGGAAGUCUUGCAGUGUGUGCCCAAAUCUGGGUAAUUAGACUGUAAUAAUAGUAGCCUGGCAAUUAGCUGUGAGGUUGGUGGUGUGAAAUGCACAGAGAUAUUUCAUAUGGAAUCAAGCAUCACUGUUCUUUAAUCUGACAUGCCAGGCUUAUUCAGAAAGGAAAUGGCUCUUGUAAGAAGGGUUGCCUGGUCUCAGAUAGAGACCACCAGUAGUAAUAUUAGUAUAUUAGUUAUAUAAUAUUAGUAUAUUAGUUAUAUAAUAUUAUUAUAUUAGUAUAUAAUAUUAAUAGUAAUAUUAAUUAAUAUAAACAAAUUAAUACUAUUAAUUUAAUUUUUUACCUUUCCACCCACCAUAAAGUCCCAGGGUGUGUUACUACAACUUAAAAAUUUCAAUAUUAAAAACACUUUAAAACGAAUUGCAGUCACAUGUAUAGGGCAGCUCCUAUAUAGAUGUAGAUAUGAUGUUAUCAAUUAUAAAACUAUUACAGACAACAGCAGCAUUUCAGCAAAUCUGCAGACUCUGAAUAGCCUACAUUUCAUUCACCAAACGCCUGGGAGAAGAGAGAGGUUUAACCUGGUGCCAGAAUCAUAUCAAAUUUAGGGCAUUCUGCAUCUCCGGUGGAGAGAAUCCCACAAUCAAGAUGUCAUUAUAGAAAUGGCCUGAUUCCAAGCCAACACCCAGCAUGCUGGAUUAGCAAAUGCUACUUGAUCACAUAGCGGCAUUUCCAGAGAAAUCCAUCUGGCCCAGUUUUCAAAGAACCAAACAGGUGACAGAGUUUCUUAGCCUCUGAAAGAGACUUUUACUUUUAAUGAAAUUUUGUUUGUUUGUUUGUUUCUGAAGGGAUAGAAGAGGAAGAGGAAGAGGAAGACGAAUACGAAGACGAAUACGAAUACGAAGACGAAUACGAAUACGAAUACGAAGAGGAAGAGGAAGAGGAAGGAGAAGAAAAGCCAGAUCCAUACCUCCCCCCCUUCUCCACUGACAAGAAAGAUCCACCAAAAGAGGAGGAGCUGGGGGCCUGUGCCAAGCCUUAG